This is a messenger RNA of Clonostachys rhizophaga, 2307 nucleotides long. Lineage: Eukaryota; Fungi; Ascomycota; Sordariomycetes; Hypocreales; Bionectriaceae. The record is from the annotation of a GenBank genome assembly.
AUGGCACCAAGGGAGCACCACCCCCAGGCCUUGAUGGCGCGCUUCUGGAAGAAGUUCCACCACAGAACGCCCGGCAAAGUCACAUCUGUUUUCCCGAGCAGCAUGUACGAUGCCUUCCACGAUGACUCCAUCCCCGCUUCGGCUCGCGUGCGCAACGCGGCCGGGAGCUACGAUGAGGCCCGCGCCGAGUGCGCGGCCUUGGUCCAGGAGAUCGUGGAGCGCUGCGAGGCCACCAAUACCAGCUUCCUUGACAAGGAGUUCGAGCUUGAGCAUGACUACUACUUGGAGAUUGACGAUUGUCUCCGUGGCCUCAUCAGAAAAGAGGAGCAGAGUAGUCGGCCUGGUGGCGUUCACCGUGUUCCCUGGAUUUAUGAGAACCCCAGGUUCAAUGUCGACGGCUUCUCUGGCUCGGACAUUGCGCAGGGCGCCCUUGGCGACUGCUGGUGGCUCGCGGGACUUGGAACGAUCGCCCACCGUAAAGAUCUGAUGGACAAGGUCUGCGUCGCCCGCAAUGAGGAGUGUGGCGUUUACGGUUUCGUAUUUUUCAGGGACGGAGAAUGGGUCCCUACUGUCAUUGAUGAUAACCUCUAUCUCUCGAGCGGUGACUGGACCAAAGCUGGGACUGGCACUGAUGCCACGGGCAGCAAGGCAAGGGCGUGGAAAAAGAGCCGACAAACAGGCUCAGGGGCUCUUUAUAUGGCCUCUUGCAAGGAUGAGAACGAGACAUGGCUGCCACUGCUCGAGAAAGCCUAUGCCAAGGCGCAUGGCGACUAUGAGGCCCUUGAGGGCGGCUGGAUUGGAGCUGGUGUCGAAGACAUGACUGGAGGUGUCUCGAGCGUGGUUUUGACGAGCCGUGUUUUGCGGAAAGACAAGCUGUGGCACGAGCUGCGUCAAGUCGACCAAGAUGACGGCCAGUUCGUAUAUGGACUCGCUGCAUCAUUUGGUGUAGGCACCGGAGAGCGGAAUGGCCUGAUGUUAGACCAUGCCUACUCUGUUAUUAAAGCAGUUGAGAUUGAGGAUGCAACAGGGCGAAAGGUCAAGCUUCUACAAAUUAGGAACCCUUGGGGCCAGAACGCAUCUACUGGCUUGGGAGAAUGGCAUGGGCCGUGGUCAGAUGGAUCCAAGGAGUGGACUCCCGAAACCAUGAAGAAGCUCAACCAUGAGUUCGGGGAUGACGGCGUGUUUUGGAUGACCCUGGACGAUGUACUGCACAACUUCCAAUGGCUCAACCGAACUCGCCUGUUCAACGAUCAUUGGACUGUCGCACAACAGUGGACCAGUCUUCCCAUUAGCUGGAUCCCUGGCUACCUCAACACCAAGUUUGUCAUCCAGGUCGAGAAGCCUGGCCUUGCUGUCAUUGUUCUAUCCAAGCCUGAUGAACGAUACUACAACGGCCUCGAAGGCCAAUACAGAUUCUUUCUAGAGUUCAUGGUCCGUUCCGACGAAUCCGACAAGAAGAUUGCCGAGGCCACAUACAAUGCCUACGAGGGUGAGAACCGCUCAGUGAGCUGCGAAGUAUACCUCGAGCCCGGAACAUACAGUGUCAUCCCCAAGGUGCUUGCAAAGCGAUGCGCCUGGAAGUAUGAGCUGAGGGACGUUGUUAAGUCAUACGCUCUCGCCAGGCCCCUCAAGCUCCAGCAAAAGGCCAAGUUCUACGAUACAGCGCAUGCAAAGCCUGGAGUGAAGGACGAGGAUGAAGAACUUCAGAUCAAGAAGUGGGAGGAGAGGCAGCGAAAGAAGGAGCUGAAGAGGAAAACAGAGGAGGAAAACAGCAUGCAGCUAGAGUUGAUUAAAUUGCGUUCAUAUAUUUCCGCUUUGCACGAGGAAAUGGAGAGGCGCGACAAGGCCAAGGUCGAGGAGCAAAACAAGGACAAGGCCAAUGAGAACCAGAAGCAAAGAAAGAAGUCACGCGGAAAGAAUAGGCCUGCUGCAGAGGAGAACACCAAGGGGCAGCGCGGGGGGCAGCAAGUGGAAGCAGAAGAAGCAGCGGGAGAAGAGGAAGAGACAGCGGAAGAAGAGAAUCAGGAAGAAGAGGAAGAGCAGGCAGAGCAGGAGGAAGAAGAGGAAGAAGAAGACGAUGACGAUGACGACUUUGAAUCUGACGACGACGACGACGAUUAUGAUGAUUCAAAAGACAAAUAUCUCUGGAAUCCUGUUUGCGUCAUGGGCCUUCGCGUCUACUCCGAAGACGACCAGAUUGAAAUCAAGCUCGUCGAAGGCGAUGAGCAGGAGGAAGAAGAGGAGGAGGCUGAAGGUGAAGAGGGAGAGGAGGAGGGAGAGGAGGGAGAGGAAGAAGAAGAAGAGUAG